Messenger RNA from Phytophthora nicotianae INRA-310, 468 nucleotides. RefSeq lists its product as hypothetical. NCBI's taxonomy places the organism in Eukaryota, Oomycota, Peronosporomycetes, Peronosporales, Peronosporaceae. The transcript has a single exon. The record is from RefSeq and is a predicted model, not a curated record. Bases 1 to 468 code for a protein of 155 amino acids.
AUGAGCCACGGCAAACUCGAGGGCGCCACCGAAUACACGGGCCCCAAAGAGAGCGCCAACACGGACCCAACGCCAACAACUGCACGGCUGCCAACACAAACACGAGCCCCAAAGAGAUCACGGGGCCAACACGGCCGCCAACGACUGCGCCGACAACACGGACGCCAAUACAAACUCUGGCCCAAAAGGGAGCCCGGGCGCCAAGACGGACCUAACGCCAACGAGAACGCGGACGCCAACUACUGCAUGGACGCCAACAACGGCAACGGACGCCACAAGAACACGGGUGCCACCGAGAGAACGGGCACCGACACGGAGCUAGAGUCAACGAUACCAAGGACGCCAACGCCAGCACGUGCACCACGAAGACCAGAGACACCAACUAGAACACGGGUGCCACGAAGACUGCACACCAACGCGAACACAGGGACCAAGCACCAUAGGCGCCACAGAUACCACAGGCGGUAA